AUGCCUAUUACGAGGGGCCAAAGCGAGUCAAAUUCGGAGGAAUCACAAGCUACUGGGGGCGAAAAUCAAAGUGAAACACCAAUGGGUCGUGUCACAGUCGUGCAAAAACAGUUGGAAACCAGUUUUAAAGUUGCUCUGCACUUGGACAGUCAAACUGAAACGAUUUUAGAAUCUAGAAACGAAAGAAAACUGCAACGACACAAGGGAAAUUUGGAAGAAAAACUGAAUAAAUUACAUGGCUUGGUAUCAGCUAUGAUAGAACUAAAGUUUGAGCAAGGGUUGGAUCUUGAGGCGGUUGAUGAAUGGGCAACUGAACCAAAUAAGGUUAUCGAAGGUUAUGAACACUCUUUGGAGGCUGUGGAAGGUCUUCUACAAAAGAUGGACGAUGAUAAGGAAGCCAGGAAGAGACAUGACAUUGAAGCUCGAGAAGAAGAGAAACGGAUGAGAAUUCGACAAGAGGAAGAAAUACGACUGCAACGUUGGAAAGAGGAACAAAACACUGCAAGGUUACCUAAGUUGGAGAUAAGUAAAUUUAAGGGAGAUUCACUAGAUUGGAACAGGUUUUGGGAACAAUUUGAGUCAGAAAUUGACAAUACCUCUAAGCCGGCUGUAACUAAAUUUGCAUACUUGCGAGAACUACUGGGUGAACGACCAAAAACUGAAAUACUAGGACUUCCGUACACUGAGGAUGGAUACAAGAAAGCCAAAGAAGUUCUCAAGGCUAAGUAUGGGGUUAUAUCAGAGAUCAUUCAAGCUCAUGGUAAGCAAAUUAUGAAUUACCAGUGAUAACAUCAGUUAACUUAAGACAAAUUCAUGAGUUUUAUAGAUUGCGUGAACUCAUUGCGAACUCUGGGAAAACUAGAUACUGCCGAGAUCUUAGUCAGAGAAACUCUAGACAAGUUGGGCCCCAUAAAGGCAGAUCUGACCCGAACUGACUCAAAAUGGCAAGAGUGGGGGUUUGAUGACCUAUUGACAGCUUUACGAGAUUUUACUCUGAGAAACCCAGAUAAUGCAGGUUGCAUUGGGGACGAUAAAAAUGGACGGAGACCUCCAAGGGGGGAGAAACAAUUCCAAGGGACUGAGAACAGGGGACCCAAGUGUGUAUACUGUAAUUCUACUAACCACAGAUGUAGUGAUUGUGAUAAAGCGAAAGAUGUGAGUGAGAGGAGAGAAAUUCUACGAAAGAACAAAUUUUGUUACAAUUGUACGGGCAAAGGACAUUGGGCGGCAAGUUGCAAGAGUAGAAAUUGUAGGAAAUGCAGUGGCAAGAACCAUACAUCUAUUUGUUCUUUAAAAGAAGAGCCUCCUUCCCAUUACAUGAUUGGUGCGUCCAAGCGAACCAUACACCCAACCAUUGUUGUUGUAGCGGGCGGGGAGAAAUUCAGAGCAAUGCUUGACACUGGCUGACAGUUCAUUUGUCUCAUCAACAGUCAUUAAACACUUAGGAAUUAGACCAACCAAGUGGGAAAACAAAAGCAUUGAAACAAUCGACUGACACUGUCAAUCAAAAGAUGCCUUGCUACAAGGUUACGCUGAAGUCCACAGAUGGUAGUCAGAGUUUAGAUUUCAAAGUGAAUAAGUUAGACCGGACAGUGUUGACAACCCUUACCAACCCCGGUAUCCAUGGGUUAAAGGAAGCACACCCCCAUCUGAAGGGAAUCCAAUUGGACAAUGAAGACGGCCGACCUAGUCACCCAAUACAUUUGAUCCUGGGGGCGGGGUGUCUUGCGAGAAUCAAGACUAGUGAGUGUAGAAUUGGUAGUAUGACCGAGCCGGUUGCCGAAAAGACUACUUUGGGUGGACACUCAUGGGACAGGGGGAGGAGGACUCGAGUCAUCUCUAUUUUACCAGAACAUCUCAAGACGACUAUAAACAGCUCUGAAGCCUGGAUGGAGUUGGGUUACAGGAUGGUCCUGUAGGCGAUCCAGAUGCUGUCCUCACCGAAUUUAACGAGCAACUCACACAACAUCCAGAUGGUAGGUACUCCACACGACUUCCUUGGAAAGCUGGGUAUCCACCUCUACCAACCAAUGAACUACCAAAUAAGGUGAGGUUAGAAGGAUUGAUCAAAAAACAUGAGAGGAAACCCGAAGUUAUGGCGCAGUACCAUGGCAUAAUAGAAGAGCAGAUGAAGCAAGGAAUUGUUGAACAGGCUCCUGAGCAACCUACAGGGGAGAGAAAGUUUUAUCUGCCACAUAAACCAGUUAUUAAAGAGUCGGCUGAGACCACUUGAGUUCGGAUCGUUUUUGAUGCGUCGGCGAAAGAGAGUUCAAAUGUACCAUCCCUGAAUGAAUGCCUCCAUAAGGGACCACCACUACAGCCAUUACUUCACAAUCUGCUUGUUAGAAAUCGGUUGAAACCAAUCGGACUGACAGCAUAUAUUAAGCAAGCAUUCCAUCAGAUCUGGGUGGACCAGAAGAUCGAGACGUACUGCGUUUUAUCUGGAUUAAAGAUUUAGAGACGGAGCAACUUGUUACACUUUGACAGACGAGAGUUCCAUUUGGAAGUGUAUCAAGCCCAUUCUUACUUGGGGGAACACUUAAUAGACAUCUUGAGAAUUGCCAAAAAGAUUAUCCGGACACAGUGGAGGAGCUUAAAAAUAGCACACAUGUGGACGAUGUGAUUUCUGGAGGUGAAACUAUCAAGCAAGUGCAAAAGUUCAAGGAAGAGUCUGUUGAACGAUUUAGCCAAGGAGGAUUCCCAUUACACAAGUGGCACUCAAGUGACCCUCGGUUUGAGGAACAGCAACCAGCGGAUGAAGAUCAAACAUAUGCAAAGGAGGAGUUGGGUACAAAACCAGCCGAAACAAAGAUUCUCGGGAUGAAGUGGGACAAAGCGAAAGACACAUUAGCAAUUGACUUUCGUGGGUGCAAGCAGACCGGAGAGGGUACGAAGCAGUGCCUUUUUUAAGGAAUUUUCACUGGGGGGGGGGCCAAAACAGGAAAAAAGGCAGAACGAAAAAUAUGAGUCGUCGAGGUUUGGCGAACGCGCGAGUCUGAAGAGAGAUUUUGUAAAACUUUAAUUUAUUAACUUCAGCUAUAUUUUACUUUAAACAAUAACUUUUUGUAGCUAUAAUCGUACAGCUAUAACCAGUGGCGUAGCCAAACUUUAAUUUUGCGGGGGGGGGGGGCGAACCUCACGCCGAAGGUGUGAGACCGUCUAGGAGGGUCCGGGGUCCGGAAAAUUUUGAAACCUAGGGUCCCUGAAUUGCGAUUUCAUGCAUUUUGGGGGUGAAAUCUAGCAGAAUUCCGAAGAUUAUAAAGUACAUCGAAGACAUGAAUUUUUCCAGACAUUUCUACUUGGAAUUAAAUAAAUUGGAAAAGUCACCUUGAAAAAUAGGAGGAGGGGUCAGUGUCACCUUAUUUCCUCUCUGUGAUGCUGGGGGGGGGGGGAAUCCCAAUGUGCUUUUGAUCAGAAAUGUUGCAUUUAAAUCAUUUUAGGUUCUAUGAGACACCAUUUCCGCAUUCUCAAAAUUGCGUUGCUUUUUCAUACGAUACAGAAUAAGUCUGAGAAGAAAUAUUCAUGCUAUGAUGAUGCAUACAUGUAUUUAACAGUUAAAAAUCUAAACUAAAUCUACUCUUCUUGGAACCAUAUCUACAACUGCUUUAACGAGAUUUCACAAAUCAAGUUCCUCCAGUAUACCGUCUUUUUCCUCAGUCGAGACGUACGUAUUAAUCAGUUUCAGCUUCGAGCAUGUAACGUACCCCAAUUUCUCUACGGCAUGAAAUCUAUCGCUAUUAUGAAAUACUCGGUGAAGAACCUCUCUCCUCCACAGAGGCUUUGAGGAGCUACUGUAUUAAAAAUAUAUGCGCUAGACGGUAAUGUUACAGAGUUAUGCGCUAGACGGUAAUAUGUAACGAGGAAACCGCUAAAAUUCAGAACGCGGGCAAGGAGGGCGCAAGGGGGGGGGGCGAGGAAAGGGAAAGCCUCUGCCAGUUUUACUUCGAUUUCUUUCCCACAUGCUCGAAAUGUGGGACAUCAUAAAAUAUAUGUGCAAUCCGGGAGUUUUACUUUGUCUGGUUGUUUAAAGUGACUUCGUGUUUGAUUAGGAAGUGUUUAUUUGUAUAAUUUUAUUACCUACUGGUAGUCUGGACCCUCUGGUAGUUAUUUUGAUGGAAAAAUAUGCAAAUGAAGAUGUCGCUAUUAAAACAGUCGCUACUGGGACUGCUAGCGAUGACUGCGAUGUGGAUAUACUCAACGAUUCGCUUCAUAAUUUAUCUUUGGAAGGUAAGGUUUUGUUUAGUUUAUCGCGUUUUAUCCUUUAAUGUUAUUACAAAGAUUAUUUCAUCGUCAUUUUCGUUGUGAAGUUUAUAGUUCGAGGGUUUUUAAAUAUAAUGUAUAGUGUAUGUUGUUAAUAUUUACUUGGGCCAAAUAAAAAUAAUAGUUGGUUUCAGCCGGUUUCACAGCCAUGUUUUAUAUGGGUAGGUAGGUCGGAAAAACAUUUUAUUUUGAAAAAGUAUUUUAUCUCAAGUAUGCAAUAAAUAUAAGAUAGAACUCAUUAUAAACUCUUAGUUUUUAUUGUUUUAACGUCAGGUUUUCACCUGCAUACAUAUUAUAAAAACUUGACAUGCAAGGAAACGAGCAACAACUAAAUAUUUAAUGUCAACAAUGUUCAGUCUAAACGUUUAAAUGUCAAUAAAAUGUUCAUGGUCGGUCAUAUUUUUGACAGGUUGGUUGGAAACCUGAAACCAACUAUUAUUUUUAUUUGGCCUUGUGGAUCACACAAAAAUAAAUGACCUGUAUAUAUUUCCAUAGUAUGGAAAUAGUAUAGAUACACUAUGGAUUUAGUGAUGCAAUUGUAAAUUUCAUAUAUGAAUUUCACAUUUUUUCCCCAGUGGUAGUGCUUUUUAUAGUAAUUACAACACUGAACACUUUUAAAACUGCCAAGUCUUCCAUGACAGUGAACAGCACAAUUUUUAGCAUUUCAACAUCAAAGAAUAUGGGCCGUCAACACUUAACAUUAACUAUAUGGGCAGUUUGUUUGGUUAACCCAAUAACCCAUUGAGUGGCAGCAUUCUCCACUUGACGAGUAAAAUCGUCUGGUGUUUGACAGAGUAAAAUACUAAAAUAGGCUCAUCUAGACCCUCUACUUUUUCUUCCAUUUAGAGCCAGGAGAUCUUGAGCCAUUGGCCAGCAGCACUCCAGUUAAAGCCAAAAGAUCAGACUUAAGUCCAAGUGAGUUUGAACCACCUGCAAAAAGACUCCGUGGUGAAGGAUGCAAGAAAAGGCAGGAUAUUUUGCAAACACAAUUAAAGGUAGAGUUUGUAGAAAGCCCAGGAAAAAGAACAGAAAGGUCAGAAGUUAUGAGCUUUUUAGGAACUGAUAGCAAAAGUCUUGCAACAAGAGCUGUCAAGUCUGCCUUUACCAGUGCUACUUAUGAUAAGAGAAAGCAACAGUAUAGGAAUAUAAGAAAGUCAAUCUCAUUUGUUGUCGGUAGUGAAUCUAUUGAUGAAUCAGAUUUGCAAGUGAGCCAAAACACUGAAAUUUACAAUUUGCAACAAAAUGUUUUAACUUGUAAACAGAAAGCCAAAUUAAUUAUGGAUGACAUUUUGUCAAAUUCAUCAGUCAGUGAUAAUGUUUACCUGAGUACUCUUGUAAACAUGUACAACCAAGAAAUGGAAAGCAUUUCAAAAAUCACAGAUAGCAUUGAUGCUAUCUAUGAGCGAGAGUUAAAACUGUUGCUGCAAAGGGAAACUGAUAAGAAGAUAUCUGCUUCUGAAAGAUCCACUAUAGUCUUGGAAUAUGACAGGUUAUCUACUCUUGUAAACCUUGGUAUUUGAAGCGGAGUGAAUUCGCCAGAAGAACAAGUUACUGGAGAGACAUUCAAAAACUUGAAACUUGAUUUUGUCAGAGAAUGUCCAAUGUUAACCGAAAUUGUCCAGUGUCUAUUCCCUGAUACUGAGAUGACGGACAGAAAAUCAAAGUGUGCAGUACAUGCUCUUUCCUUACUUACUAGCUUACGUAAUCGACAUUGCAAAAAUGAUGUUACCUUGCUAUUUACCAUGAUGCUUGUUUCUUAUGGUGCUGGUUGCCGCAUGAUUAACAUAUUGAACAAAUGUGGCCUCACUAUUCACUGGGAUACAGUAAUGAACUAUCUUGAUAGUCAGCUUGAAAGAAAAAAGAAAUAUGUGACAAGUUUGACACCACAAGAAAUUCCUUUAUUGCUUCUUAUGGAUAAUGUAAAUAUUUAUCGUGGCAACAAGAGGCACCACAGAUUAUACAAAGCAUAUGGUGAUAAUAUGUGGAACUUCACUGUCAGAGGACUUUUAGUCCCCCAUCUCGAAGGGAUACAAGAUCUACUAUCAUCAAGAGAAACUGCUGCUGAAAGUCAGCAUGAU
Molecule: messenger RNA, 6338 nt
Organism: Paramuricea clavata
Lineage: Eukaryota; Metazoa; Cnidaria; Anthozoa; Malacalcyonacea; Plexauridae
Source: the annotation of a GenBank genome assembly